AAAAAAUUCUGCAAAAAUAAUCAUACUCAGCCUGGCAAUUGUCUGCCCCUAGGUCUGUUGCUCUGCCGCCGUCCACACUCACUGCAAGGGGGGGCACAGAAUUUACCGCGGCCAGAACAUCCCUCCCAGCCAGCAGACUACAAUGCUCCAAACUAAGGAUCUCAUCUGGACUUUGUUUUUCCUGGCAACUGCAGUGUCUCUGCAGGUGGAUAUUGUUCCCAGCCAAGGGGAGAUCAGCGUUGGAGAGUCCAAAUUCUUCCUAUGCCAAGUGGCAGGGGACGCCAAAGAUAAAGACAUCUCCUGGUUCUCCCCCAACGGAGAAAAGCUCACCCCAAACCAGCAGCGGAUCUCAGUGGUGUGGAACGAUGAUUCGUCCUCCACCCUCACCAUCUACAACGCCAACAUCGAUGACGCCGGCAUUUACAAGUGUGUGGUCACUGGUGAGGAUGGCAGUGAGUCGGAGGCCACGGUCAACGUGAAGAUCUUCCAGAAGCUCAUGUUCAAGAAUGCACCGACCCCACAGGAGUUCAGGGAGGGGGAAGAUGCCGUGAUCGUGUGUGACGUGGUCAGCUCCCUCCCCCCAACUAUCAUCUGGAAGCACAAAGGCCGAGAUGUCAUCCUGAAAAAAGAUGUCCGAUUCAUAGUCCUGUCCAACAACUACCUGCAGAUCCGGGGCAUCAAGAAAACAGAUGAGGGCACUUACCGCUGUGAGGGCAGAAUCCUGGCGCGGGGGGAGAUCAACUUCAAGGACAUUCAGGUCAUUGUGAAUGUGCCACCCACCGUCCAGGCCAGGCAGAACAUAGUAAAUGCCACCGCUAACCUUGGCCAGUCUGUUACCCUGGUGUGCGAUGCCGAAGGCUUCCCAGAGCCCGCUAUGAGCUGGACAAAGGAUGGGGAACAGAUAGAGGAUGAGGAAGACGAGAAGUACAUCUUCAGCGAUGACAGUUCUGAGCUGACCAUCAGGAAAGUGGAUAAGAACGAUGAGGCCGAGUAUGUCUGCAUUGCUGAGAACAAGGCCGGAGAGCAGGAUGCGUCCAUCCACCUCAAAGUCUUUGCAAAACCCAAAAUCACUUACGUAGAGAACCAGACUGCCAUGGAGCUGGAGGAACAGGUUACUCUUACCUGUGAAGCCUCGGGAGACCCCAUUCCCUCUAUCACCUGGAGAACUUCUACCCGGAACAUCAGCAGUGAAGAGAAGGCUUCGUGGACUCGACCAGAGAAGCAAGAGACCCUGGAUGGGCACAUGGUGGUGCGCAGCCAUGCCCGCGUGUCAUCCCUGACUCUGAAAAGCAUCCAGUAUACAGACGCUGGAGAGUACAUCUGCACUGCCAGCAACACCAUCGGCCAGGAUUCCCAGUCCAUGUACCUUGAAGUGCAAUAUGCCCCCAAGCUGCAGGGCCCUGUGGCUGUGUAUACUUGGGAGGGGAACCAGGUGAACAUCACCUGUGAGGUGUUUGCCUAUCCCAGUGCCACAAUCUCAUGGUUCCGAGAUGGUCAGCUGCUGCCAAGCUCCAACUACAGCAAUAUCAAGAUCUACAACAUGCCCUCAGCCAGCUAUCUGGAGGUGACCCCAGACUCUGAAAAUGACUUUGGAAACUACAACUGCACUGCGGUGAACCGCAUUGGACAGGAGUCCUUGGAAUUCAUCCUUGUUCAAGCAGACACUCCAUCCUCACCAUCCAUCGACCAGGUGGAACCAUACUCUAGCACAGCCCAGGUGCAGUUUGAUGAGCCAGAGGCCACAGGUGGGGUUCCCAUCCUCAAGUACAAGGCUGAGUGGAGAGCAAUGGGCGAGGAAGUGUGGCAUUCCAAGUGGUAUGAUGCCAAAGAAGCCAGCAUGGAGGGCAUUGUCACCAUCGUGGGUCUGAAGCCAGAGACGACGUAUGCUGUUCGGUUGGCAGCCCUCAAUGGCAAGGGCCUGGGCGAGAUCAGCACGGCCUCUGAGUUCAAGACACAGCCAGUCCAAGGAGAACCCAGUGCACCUAAACUUGAAGGGCAGAUGGGAGAGGAUGGAAACUCUAUUAAGGUGAACCUGAUCAAGCAGGAUGAUGGCGGCUCCCCUAUCAGACACUACCUGGUCAAGUACCGCGCGCUCUCCUCUGAGUGGAAACCAGAGAUCAGGCUUCCCUCCGGCAGUGACCACGUCAUGCUCAAGUCCCUGGACUGGAACGCAGAGUAUGAGGUCUACGUGGUGGCUGAGAACCAGCAGGGAAAGUCAAAGGCGGCUCAUUUUGUGUUCAGGACCUCGGCCCAGCCCACUGCCAUCCCAGCCAAUGGCAGCCCCACCUCAGGCCUGAGCACCGGGGCCAUCGUGGGCAUCCUCAUUGUCAUCUUUGUCCUGCUCUUGGUGGUUGUGGACAUCACCUGCUACUUCCUGAACAAAUGUGGACUUCUCAUGUGCAUCGCUGUCAACCUGUGUGGGAAAGCUGGGCCCGGGGCCAAGGGCAAGGACAUGGAGGAGGGCAAAGCUGCCUUCUCGAAAGACGAGUCCAAGGAGCCCAUUGUGGAGGUGCGAACUGAGGAGGAGCGGACCCCAAACCACGAUGGAGGAAAACACACAGAGCCCAACGAGACCACACCGUUGACGGAGCCUGAGAAGGGCCCUGUAGAAGCAAAGUCGGAGUGCCAGGAGACAGAAACGAAGCCAGCGCCACCCGCUGAAGUCAAGACGGUCCCUAACGAUGCCACACAGACAACGGAGAACGAGAGCAAAGCAUGACGAGUGAUGAGCAGUGAGCAAAGAUCAAAAUAGUGACGCAACUUCACCAGAGCA
Messenger RNA from Trichechus manatus latirostris (Florida manatee), 2773 nucleotides. It is a transcript of the gene NCAM1, whose product is annotated as neural cell adhesion molecule 1. The coding region runs from base 143 to 2719 and encodes 858 amino acids. The record is from RefSeq and is a predicted model, not a curated record. The transcript is spliced from 20 exons. Gene Ontology annotation, cellular component: membrane. Gene Ontology annotation, biological process: cell adhesion. Lineage: Eukaryota; Metazoa; Chordata; Mammalia; Sirenia; Trichechidae. Gene Ontology annotation, molecular function: protein binding.